Molecule: messenger RNA, 4404 nt
Organism: Mya arenaria
Lineage: Eukaryota; Metazoa; Mollusca; Bivalvia; Myida; Myidae
Product: alpha-(1,3)-fucosyltransferase fut-5-like
Exons: 2
Coding region: 236-1423 (395 amino acids)
Cellular component (GO): membrane
Molecular function (GO): alpha-(1->3)-fucosyltransferase activity
Source: RefSeq, a predicted model, not a curated record
CUUUUUAUAUUGUUAACUGCUCAAAUAGCAUUUAAUUAAAAUCUAACUGUGAGUAUUUUGAGUUGUGUGAAAUUAAUAUUUCACUUGCUUUAACUAUUUACUUUACCAACGAAUCAAUUUGCUUCUUUUGUUUGUUCUAUCCGACGGAGUAUAUUAUGAAGUUUACGAUAAACCUAACAGUGCUGACUUAUUUAUAGAACACAUUCAAUCAUUGACCAGCAAGACAUGAUUACCGAUGUCGAGUCUUUCCUGCAUUGAAAUGAUAAAGCGUGGCUACAAAUUUAUAUUCAUAGGACUAGCAGUGGUAUGCAUUUUUGUGUUUGUUCCUCGUUACAUGAGGGGAGAGGCUGUUCCCCGUAGGCUGGACAUGUUGCCGCGGAUGGACGUGCGGGCGGUUUUAAGUGAUUCAGCGGAAAAGCUGCUACUUUAUUGGAAGCCAUUUAAUGGAAAUGGGUUUUUAAUCCCAGAACAGAACUGUUUGAAAAGAUGUCCAGUGAAAUGUAACAUAACAGAUGACAAAAGCAUGUUCUAUGACGCUGAUUUAAUCAAUUACCACUUGACGGAUUUAUGGCCGGACAACUGGCACAUCGAUACAACAAAGACGAUUGAAUUUCCGGCAUAUCGCCGAAAGGAACAGAUAUGGGUGCUAACUAACCAAGAGCCUCCUUCAAACUUGUUUGGAAAUCUCCGGGUUUUUAAUAAACUGUUUAACUGGACUAUGUGGUACCGAACUGAUUCAGUGGUUCCUUUCCAGUAUGGUUGGUCGGUUGCUUUGACUGAAGAUGAGUCGUCAAGUUCAACAAAAGAUUUGGAACAACGUAACUUCUACCGAGAGAAAAGUAGAAACAUUACUGGUAGGAUUAGUAACUGUGGGGACGCCUCGAGGAGAUACAGACUGGUUCACAAAAUGCAACAACAUCUAGAUAUCGAUAUGUAUGGCGGAUGUUACUCCAAAAAAUGCUAUCAUGAAAACUGCAACCAACCUUUAGAAGAAUACCGAUUCUACCUAGCCUUUGAGAACUCACUUUGCACUGAUUAUGUCACUGAAAAAUACUGGGAUGCUAUAAGUAGGGAUCAAAUUCCAAUUGUUAACUGGGAUUAUCAGCACGUGAAAAAUGUAGUUAUUCCUAAUUCUUUUAUCAGCGUCCAUGACUUUGGAGACAUCAAGUCUUUCGUUGACUACUUAGAACAGGUGAUGACAAAUGAAACUCUUUACAAUAGUUAUUUCGACUGGCGACGCCACUUCCGGGUUGAGCGGCGCUGCUCUAGUUGCCUGCUGUGCCAGCACCUGUACGCAGAUACCUCGAGACGGGUUGUGGCCGACCUUGAAGGCUGGGUACGCGCGGACAUAUGUCCCAAAGUACAGGAGUUGAAUAAGCUGGUGUUGGAUAUCGAUCGACGACUCUUCGAGUGGGGAAUAUGAUCCACUAAUGUCAAAAGUCUCUGGACUUGGCUUUCUGCUGAAAUAUCGACCAAUGUAGACGUUAACCAACUAUGAACGGGUGGAUGCUCCAAAUGAUCCCACCAUUUGCGACUGUUCUGUGAUUUCCGUAUUGGUUCGUGAAAGGACAUUCGAAGUAAUGCACUAGUAAUACCCCGGAUUUUGGGAUGUGUUGAUUUAUAACAUCUAUAUACUGUUUUCUAACUUAAGAUAUUCUUUCUGGAAAGCUAAAUUUCCACAGUAAACAAUUCAUUUUAGAAGCCAAAAUAGUUUAUGAUAACAAUAAUAAAUCUUUGAAUGGAAUACUGUUUACAAUACCUGGUUGUCUAUUUGCAAUAUGGUGCAGAUGUACUUAUUACACCCGAGGUACAUUAGUAUAAAGGGAUGGUGGCAUAAAACAUUUAUGACUUGGUGCAUGUGUUUAACAUGCACAUCAAAUUCAGAGAAGAUCAAAGAGAUAUGACGAUCUUGGAAUUAUGUCGAAAAUCGAUCGUUUACGAUUGAGUUAGUCAAUAAUUAAUCGCAUAAUCACUGGAUCGAUGUUUUUCUACCAGGUUAUUAAUCUUAAAAAAAGGAAAAAUAUAUUGGAACAGCAAUAUACGUUAUUUAGUAUUCAGCUUAUAACCUCAAGCUGACAUACAAUUGAAUUAAAACACGUUUCCGAACCGUUCAUUUCGAUUACAUCAUUAAUUAUUAAUGGAAAUGGUCUAACAGUAAUUUUCGAUGAUCGAUUAUAUCCUUUGAUAGAUUUUCAAAACAUGGAAGAUCAUCAGAUUUCGAAGAACUUAAUUCCGUGAUUAAGUGUGAUUUAUAGUUAUUGUCGAAAUGGUGAAAAGGCAAUGAGUUAUUAGCUGUAAAUACGCGUAUUGUGGAAUUGUGUUUAAAUGGCUUUGUUUAUUAACAAUGUAAAUAUUGAAGAAACAUUAGCCCUUACUUCAAGUAUCUGAUCAAACAGAAUACUUCAUGUAUAUGAGCUCAUCGAAUUCAAACAGGAUAGUACGAAUAUCAAUCUGACGUGGGAAAACCUCUCGGUUUAUUUGUUAUUAUAUAUUCAUCGCUCAACCGCAAACAAGUUAUGUACACUCGCAUGUUUGAUCUUGUUUUAUAUGAAUGCCAUCGAAAAUGAAUAUCAUUUCCUUUAAGACUGUCCAAGAUAUCAUAAUCUACGAAAGUAAUUCUUUAAAACCAUACUUUUGCCACUGGCCAAUAAAACUUAAGUGUAUUGCCCCUUUGUCCUCAGACAGUGAAAAAACCUAUGCACAAUGUUCGUAAAUAUUUAUAUCAUGCAUCUUUGAAACUAUCAAGAACUUAAUUAAGAAUUUGAUACUAUGAUUUAUAGUAUACUUCUCUAUUGGCUAUGUCUUUGCUCUCCACGAUGAUUUGUUUCAUAAAAUAAUUGAUUUAUUUGAGAUGUUUUGCAUUUUGGGUAUGAAUGUUAUAUAAUUUAAUGCUGAAUAAAUGUUAUGAUAAGAUAAUUGAUAUACAUGUCCAUGAGGCAUAGGCAAUAGGUUAUACACAUUGUAUACCUGAUCCCUGAGGUCAGGUUUGGCGCCUUUUAGGACUGAUUUUAUUUGCACAUGCGUUUGUAACUGUUAUAGUCUAAGAGUAAGCACCCUGGCCCCAAUAUCAUGAAACUACUUAAGUAAAAUCUCAAUCUCAAUCUGAACUGCUUCUCCCCCAUUACAGUAUGACAUUAUCCCCCAUUACAGUAUGACAUUAUUCCCCAUUACAGUAUGACAUUAUUCCCCAUUACAGUAUGACAUUAUCCCCCAUUACAGUAUGACAUUAUUCCCCAUUACAGUAUGACAUUAUUAAAAAGUACUCAAAACUUCUUCAUUCUCACAUGCAUUAUGUUGAUUAACAUGAUUCCUUAAUAUUUCAAAAAGAAUAUUUCUACAGCACGAAAUGUACUUGAGUAAAACUUAAAAAUAAUAAAUUGGACUCAAGUACAAUUUUUGCUCUCAAUUUUUUUCCUAUCUAAUAUUGACCUUUUUUUCAACAUAAUGAAUAAGAGAAUGCGAUUUUAUAAAGGGUAAUACAUUUACAAUUGUGAAUCAUAUGAUGCUGUAAAUUGAUAAAAGAGUUGAGACUGAGAUUGAGAUUUGACUUGAGUAUUUUCGUGAUAUUGGGCCCUGGUCUAAAACUGUGGCUAUUACCUUUAAGCGAUGCAUGCACAGAUUUUAUGUUGGUAAAAUAUGUUUUUACUUGAAAUUGAGUUAUUUUAAAAUCGUUUAAAUAAUCGUCAACACCAAAUUGUAGCUGACAAAUACUCGUUUGACAGAAAAUGUUGUAAAUCCAAGCUUUUUAUGAAUGUAAUAUAUCGAAUGUAAUAUUUUAGAAGAUGAAUACCAUUUUGUUAUUGAAUAUCCAUUGUAAAAUGAUAUUCGAAACUCUUUAUUGCCAUCCUUCUAUUUACGACAUCCUAGAAUGCACAAAUUUAUAGAGUUAAUUGACACUAAAAAUGAAGGAACAUUGAAGAAUUUGAGUGUAUUUGUUUACAAAGCUUUUCACAUUAUGUCAAAUAGACAUUUUGUAACAGUCUAGUGUUAUAGCCAUUGUCAUAAAAUUUAUUAGUUAAUAUGUUACCGCACAAGUACAUAUUAUUUGUAUUUGUCACCAUUGUGCACUUUAUGUCUCAUGGGUCUACGACCUCCUGGUUUAUUAUAAAUAAAACUUGAAACUUGAAACUUAUGACUCAAUUUUCACUGGCGUUAAUAACACGUUUCAGCAUAGUAGAACUGUUUCCGUCACAGUGUUAAUAUUCUAAACACAGUUUUAUUUUGAACUUUUCAGGUAGUUCAUUAUUGAAUGAAGCUUCCAAAUUAAUAUGUUAUACUUCCUGAAUUGUUUGCACUGAGAUACACAGAAAAUGGGGUUUUGUAAGGGGUGAAAUCCUGACAACAAUAAACAAUUGUAUGCCUGAUUUUUCUUGAAAUGUUAUGAUAACCUACUUAAAAGAUUGU